AUGCAAUCUAAACUUGCUGGACUUUGGCUUUUAUCAGCAGGAGCAGGCGUAUUUGGUAUGAUAACAGGUGGCAGCUAUUUAAGGGUCAAAAAAUCCCCUAUUUCAAGCUCUGGAGAAUCUUUAAGUGGAUUUAAGCUUCAAACUACCGAACAAGAGUGGGAAGAAAAGCACAGAACCCAUCAAUUACUUUGCGAAUCAAAAGGAAUCCAACCUAUUGUCAAUCUAGAAGAAUAUAAGCUUGACUACAAUAUUUAUAUAUCGCAUAUUGCUUUAGCACAAGGUCUAGGUGUCUAUAUAGCUGUCCCUUCUUUAAUUGGAUUAUUGACAAGAAAAUUCGGAGGAGUGUUUGCGAUGAAGCUAAUUGGUAUUAACUCUUUAUUUGCUUUAGGUGGCUAUAUUAGCCAAGUCCUUAAGCAAGAUAAGACAAAAGAAUUAGGGAUCCCUGAUAGCUUACCCCCCCUCCGUGAGGAACAAAAAUAUUUUGCUCACUCACGGAGGGGGGUUAAUUUUUUUUUUAAAAAAAAUUAUAUAUAAAUUUUUUAUAAAUUUUUUUUCAAAUUUUAAAAAAAAUCUAAUUUACAAAAAUUGGGAAGCAAAUAUUAAUUUAAUUUUAUAAAAUUUAUGUUUGAGAACGCAAUUUGUUUAAAUUAAACAGAAUUAGCUCGAGAUUUCAUUAUAAUAAUUAUCAUUUAUAUAUCAUUUUUUUUUUUCAUAAAAAUAAUUUUCUAUUAAAAUAAUUUUUGUUCACACACGGAGGGCAAAAAUUGGGAUUUUUUCCAAUUUUUUUUUUUUUCACUCACGGAGGGGGGAGUUAGUAUUCCCUGCUUAUAUGGGUACUGGGGUUUCUUUAUAUUCACUCCUAAUGUGGACUGGAUUCUUCUGCUUCAGAAAACCUCAGGCUGCAUUUGCAGAGGAAUUAGUAGCUUCAGCAUAUAAAGGAGCAAGAAGAAGAUUUAUGGGGCUUACUCAUCUUUCAUUAUUCACCUUUUUUGCAGGACUUUUGGUGUCCUCUACUAAGGCUGGAAAUGUUUUAAAUAAUUGGCCAUGGUAUGGUAAAGAUUAUUUUUUCCCUGAAAGUGCAUGGGAUUUAGAGCCAGCGUAUAAAAAUUUUUAUGAAAAUAGAGCUAUGAUUCAGUUUGUGCAUAGAACUUUGGGAACUUUAGCUUAUCUUGGAGUGCUAGAUCUGUUUACUUAUCAGUAUGGAAAACCUUUGCCAUUUUCAGUGAAAUUUUCAUCAUUUUCGCUUUUGCUUCUUAUGACAGCGCAGCUUAUUGGAGGAAUAAAAUCACUUAAGGAUGGCCCUCAGCCAGAAGGGACUCUAGGCCAUAGCACCAAUUCUAUAUUGAUGUUGACGAUCCUUUACUACGGUCUUCAUGUUUUAAGAAGACGUUAA
Messenger RNA from Blepharisma stoltei, 1393 nucleotides. The record is from the annotation of a GenBank genome assembly. Lineage: Eukaryota; Ciliophora; Heterotrichea; Heterotrichida; Blepharismidae.